Salmo salar (Atlantic salmon) is the source of this 1840-nucleotide messenger RNA. The record is from RefSeq and is a predicted model, not a curated record. Lineage: Eukaryota; Metazoa; Chordata; Actinopteri; Salmoniformes; Salmonidae.
AUGAGUAAGAAAUAUGAGUUUUACUACAGGGACACAGACUUGGAAUUUUGUUACCAUCUUGUGGAGAAAGACACGGGGAGCAAUGUCAGUAUUAAAGGAGCAAUCUGUGAUUGGUACAUCGAGGUCUACAUCAAAAUGUCAGUGGCAGGGCAGAAAUUGGACCAGGAGAUAUCAUGGACUAGGACACAGGGACAGGCUGUCUCCUUCAGCUGCAAAGACAAUGAUCAGUGUGCAACGUAUGUCUUCUGGUACCAGAAGAAAGACGGAGAACCCUUUACCUUGAUUCUCGACAUCCGAAAGGGUAACUGCGCUGUUGAUGCAAGGUACAACCAUCCUCAAAAAGAUGAUUUCUCAGCCAUGAGAAAUAACAACUGUGAUCUGAAGAUCCAGUUAGUUAAAGUCUCCCAUUCUGCCACCUACUACUGUGCCUGCUAUCGGUCUGGUGUACUUGUAUUUGGAUCUGGUACAAAACUUUAUGUGACAGGUAAGAGAUUCAUUCCUCCAAUAGUGUACAAAAACCCAUACCCAGCGUCCAAACCUGAGCCAAAUAGGAAAACCACCCUGCUAUGUCUGGCUAGAGACAUGUUUCCAGACUUGGUCAAGAUUUCAUGGAAGAUGGUGGAUAAAAAUGGCCGAACAGUAGAGGUACCCAAAGCAGAGAGGGAAGAGCUGGAACAGAGGGAGGAAGGACGGACGACCAGUAUGAUCAUCAUUGAUAAAGACAAGACAUACAGGAACAAAUACAGCUGUUCUGUGGAGCAUGAAGGGGGCCCUCAAGAUGUUAACAUACCAGAAGAGGAACCAACUGAAGCUUCUCCAACCACCAUGGCUUCACCAACCACUCUGCAGGUUACCAACGAUUCAUUAAAGUCCAUAUGCAGUCUGAACUUGGCCUCUCUGGUUUACACAGUGAUGAUAGUGAAGAGCAUGGUGUACUGCUAUGGGCUCUCUUUCCUGCUGCACUACAGGAACAUGGGUUGUAGACCCAAAACCUGUAGACAAAUUCAUUGAAAGGAUAUCCCUAUAUAUUGUGUUUCCCUCCUUAAAAUGAAUAUCACAUAAUAUUUAGUUUUGAUGAUUGUGGGAGCCACCCACUACAGACACUUGAAUACAGUUCAGUUAAGGAGAGCAAAUCUUGAUGGUAGAAAUAUGAUUGAAAUAUUGACAGUUUUAUUAAAGUUGCCUUGUUGUAUGUCAUAGCGUCAAAUUACUUUUUUACAAAAUCUGUAUUUGAUUUUUACAAAAAUAUUUACCUAAUUAUCAUAUGUAUUUCUUUAAAUAUGUUGUUAUUAAAUAUAUGGCCCUUGAUUUCUAAACAUGUGUCAUUAUACAAAAUCAUUUUUAGUAACUUGUCAAGUGUGUAAUGAAGUGUAUUUUUUCUCAAGUAAUUAGAGUUAGUUUUCUGACAGUAUUUCAUAUCUUCAUUAAAUUUUCUCAUUCAUUUACCAUGAAUAAUAGAAAAUCUAGCUUUUUUUUGCUUUAAAAAACUAAAUGAUAAGUGCUUAUUGAGCCAGAAAAUUGAUCUAUGAGUGAAAUCAGUCAUUUGUGAUUUUUUACAAUGAUACAAUGCUGUUGUUGUUUAUUUUUUUACGUUGAUACAUAAAGCUUGUAUGAAAAGUGACAUUUCCUUGUGUAACACAGCCUUGUAGUGAGCAAAGUUUCUCAAAAUAACCAUAUCCUUUCAGAUGGGGAUGGUUUUAAUUAUUUCUGCCUUCAUGAAAGAAAAGUAAAAAAAACAUGGUUCUGCAAUGUAUUGUAUAGCCUACAUUUUGUACAGUUCCGUGCUAUUUUGAAUGAGGAAACUGUCACCAUAAUAAAAAAUUCAUGUUUCUUAAAACCC